Molecule: messenger RNA, 2328 nt
Organism: Colletotrichum truncatum
Lineage: Eukaryota; Fungi; Ascomycota; Sordariomycetes; Glomerellales; Glomerellaceae
Product: flavin containing amine oxidoreductase
Biological process (GO): amino acid catabolic process
Molecular function (GO): L-amino-acid oxidase activity
Source: RefSeq, a predicted model, not a curated record
AUGACCCCAAACGAACCUUUGCCAGGCGACUGCGCACGGCCCGUUGAGCCCAAUCCCUAUCAUGACUCUUACAAAGCUCAGUGGGCUCGAUACGUCGCCCGUCACAAGUUGCAGAGAGACCUCGAGGUUGCAGGCGCAAGAAUAUCCAAAGCCAUGAGCGAUGGAAGAUUUAAGACCGAAUUUCCUUCCGGUGUACCUAUCGACACAGUUGCUGCGCUUGCCAAGAUCACUGAGAUUGCAAGUGGAGGCGGCCUCAUUCCGGAGACGCAUGGCCAUUUCAAAGUGAGCAUUGUCGGCAGCGGCGUCGCUGGGCUCUUCACGGCCAUGCUAUUUGACUGGAUUAACGAACAGCUCGGAAAAGACUCUCCCGAGGGCAACAUCAAGAUUGAUUAUGACAUUCUGGAGGCGGCCGGUGAGGAUCGUUUCGGAGGCAGGUUGUAUACUCACAGCUUCUACCCACAUGGCGUUCACGAUUAUUACGACGUUGGAGCUAUGCGUUUCCCGGAAAACGACGUGAUGACUAGAACCUUUCAACUAUUCAAGCUUUUGGGCAUUGAGAAAGGGAAACUUGGCGACAGGAAAAGCGCAAAGGAUGAUCCUGUCCUCGUGCCUUACUAUCUCAAAGACGAUAAGGGCGUCUGUCCGUCAUAUUUCAAUGACGUUCGCCAUGUAGGCAAUCCAUAUGGGCCCUAUAACCCUGACCCAUGGCGUCUUAAUGAGGGAAUACCGAAAUGUGAUCAAAUUCCUGCACACAUAUUGCAGGAGAGCCCCGACUGUUUGUUCGAGAGAGCCAUUGAUAAGUAUCUCCAGGCGGUCAAGAGGGGUUUAGAUGAUCGCAAGAAGGGAAAGCCACCAACUCCUGAAGAGGAAGAGAAAUUCUGGAACAUGCUGAGGCUUUCGGACCAGAUGAGCACCCGCCAGUUUCUCCUUUCAGUUAAAAACCCAGGGGAUAUUCCAGAUGGGCCAGGAUACAGCUACAAUACGGUCCAGUGGAUGGAAACAGCUACAUACGGGACAGGAUGGUACGACCAGUCUUUGACGGAGGCUGUGCUCGAGGCCCUGGACUUCAACACACAAGAUGGAGAAAACUGGUGGUGUGUCGACGGUGGCGCGCAGAAAAUCGCAGAAAAGAUGCGGGAUCAAAUCAAAAAGCCGAACGCUAUCAAGUACAACACCCAGGUCACGGGCAUCAAAUCCAACGUCAAAGUUCAAGAAACUGUCACCCGCGAAAUGACGCUCAGCAUGAAAGAGCCCAUCAGCAAUACCCAAAAGACGGACGAAAACUACUUGGCCGUUUUCAACUCAACCACUCUUGGUUCCAUGAACAACAUGAAUCUGUCUGAAGCUGGUUUGUUUUGGGACACCAAGCAAGCUAUUAAAUGCCUCGGCUACGGUGCUUCUUGCAAGGUCGGCAUGAAGUUCAGGUCCGCCUGGUGGCGCAAAGCACCAUUCAACAUCACUCAGGGCGGGCUCGCUCGUACAGACCUCCCGUUGCAAGUGUGCGUAUACCCAUCGUACAAUAUCGAGGAUCCAAUCGACGAGCCUGCUGUGCUUCUCGUAUCGUACACUUGGGGCCAGACAGCCCAGCGGAUAGCCAGUCUAAUCUCUUCCGAUACGCCCUACGACGAGGAAGAGCUCCGGGAUGUUCUUAUUCGCGACCUUGCGCUUCUGCACGCAGAAAAGCCUAGCGACCCAGAAUCAUACAACCGCACCUUCAAUCUCAUUAAGAGCGAGUAUAUGACUCACCACGCGUGGGACUGGUAUCGCGACCGUCACAUGGCCGGGGCGUUCGCUUACUUUGGACCCUGUCAAUUCUGGGACUUAUACCCUGCCAUCACAAAGCCGAACUCUUCCUGCCAGCUGUACUUCGUCGGUGAGGCGGCUUCAGCUCAUCAUGCCUGGGUUGUUGGGGCUUUAGAAAGCGUCGUUCGUGCUGCCUGGUUCAUGUUCGACUCCUUGCACCAGGGCAGCAAAAAUGACAAGAGGAGAGGCGGUGAAGCUUACAAGCCUUACAAAGACGCCAUGACGCUUCUAGAGAAAGGCUUCUUGGAUCCAGAGGGUGAUGAGGCAGUCGACUCUGGACAUCCAAAUGAUGGCCCAAACCGGGAAGACUUGAAGCUACCAUUUUAUCCUUUACCUAUGGAAUUGCCAAAACGCUGCGACAUCGAGUCAGAUAAACACACCAAGAUUGAGGAUUUGGUUGAUCAUCCUCAAUUUGAAAAAGGGAAAGAAGUUCCGAUCCUCUAUGGCGCUGCUGUCGUAGCUCUGAGCAUGGUCGAGUCAACCUUGGAUAAUGUACAGCUGUUUGGAGCGAAAAGAGCUUCUUGA